GUAUUACUAUGGAAAACCAACUUUGAUUCAUUUGAUUAUAAAGAAGUUCUUAAACACCAUGUUAGAAGAACACAUAUUGAUGAUCCUCCUCAUCUUCUUGAUAUUUACCCGAGGUCACCUCAUCUCCAUGAUGAAAAGCUUCAGUCAGUUGAGGUCAACCCUGCCUUUGAUGUGAUUAAUACACAAACACUUGACCCACCUGUCAUAGAGAUUAGUUCCUCUUCAUCUUUCGGUACUCAAGAUGAUGUCAGUAGUGAAGAUCUGCAGUAUCCUUCUGCUUCAGUCUUGGCAACAAGUUCAAAAAGGAGGUCAGAGAAUGGGAGCGAAUCAGCCACACAUAAUGCAGACAAGCAAACAGGCAUCUCCCCCUCCCUGGGUAGUGCUUUGGAGCACAUUGUGGAGCAGCUGGAUGUUUUAACUCUAACUAUUUCAAUCCUGGAACAACGUCUGACUUUGACUGAAGAUAAAUUGAAAGAAUGCUUAGAAAAUCAGCAAAAAAUGUUACUUCAGGGAAGACAGGAAGAAUAA
Tauraco erythrolophus (red-crested turaco) is the source of this 528-nucleotide messenger RNA. Lineage: Eukaryota; Metazoa; Chordata; Aves; Musophagiformes; Musophagidae. The record is from RefSeq and is a predicted model, not a curated record.